Molecule: messenger RNA, 607 nt
Organism: Symbiodinium sp. CCMP2456
Lineage: Eukaryota; Dinophyceae; Suessiales; Symbiodiniaceae
Source: the annotation of a GenBank genome assembly
UUGGUCGUCCUUGGCGGGCUAGGCAUGCCGGACGAAAAGUUCGGUUCGCUGAAGCAGGUUCUCUCGUUCAAUCCCGAGUCGAAGAAAUGGACAACUGCCAAGUCGACGCUGCCGAAAGCUCGCGGCAUGUUCCAUGCGGUGACGCACGACGACGCCAUCUGGUGUUUCGGCGGUAGUGCUGCCGGGCACGGGGGAGGACUCAAUGCCAACGUCCUGCAUUGGUGGGGCGACGAAACGGCGAUUGCUGCGUUGCCUGAGGUUUCGCUGCCUCAUCCACGCCGAUCGUUCGGCGGUGCCGAGCUUGAAGGAGAAUACUUCCUCGUCGGCGGCUUAGGCGAAGGAAACAAGAUUGCGGAUACCGUUGAUGUCUUCCACUUCGAGGACCGUACCUGGCGAACGAUUGCUUCGCCGAAUAAGCAUCGUGUCUUCCCAAGCCUCAUCAGCACCGGCGGCAAGCUUUACUUGUAUGGUGGGUUCUCGAACGCGGAUGGGCAUUUCCAGCCAGAAACGACGCUGGAAGUGUACGAUCCGCAGGCAGAUCGCUGGACCGUGUUGUCAUCGAAGCUGGAUGGGGUGGAUGCCUCAAUGAGCCUGUUCGGCUUCGGGG